AUGUCCAACCAACAUGACUCCUCAGCAGUAACACCACAUCGGCCCAAUAUACCGAGCAAGAUAUCAUCCGGAUCAGGAUCAUUCGCAAUCUCCCUUCCCGCCUCAUCCAGUCAAGAUGUCACUCCAUCUUCAUCAUCAUCUACCAAAGCUCGAUUCUCCACUCUAUCCGCUGCAUACCCUCUUAAACUUCUCACUCCAUCCGCACUGCCUUCUCAACCUUCCAGUCUAGGUAUACUAUACACACUAGCCUAUGGAGGUGGAUUAGUAUCAGGUGAUCUAAUAUCUCUACGGGGUGAAGUAGGACAGGGAUGUGGGUUAGUGAUGUGGACACAGGGAAGUACGAAAGUCUACAAGAAACGUCCAGGUAUAAGACCCAAAUCGUCCAAUACCAAAAUACAAGGGGAAAUGACCAAACAACGUCUACAUGUUACUAUUCAAACCGACGGUAUGUUGUUACUGUUGCCAGAUUCGAUAAGUCCAUUUUCCAAAUCGAAAUAUACCCAACAUCAACGAUUCGUCUUGCCAUCCGAUUGUACCGGAUCAGCCCUGAUUCUAGAUUGGGUAAACUCCGGUAGAGGUCUGCAAGAUCAACAGAAAGAAACCGAGAUAUGGUCAAUGGAUUAUUACGAUUCGACGAACGAGGUUUAUAUGGGCGAUGAAUUGCUCAUGAGAGAAAGGAUGGUAUUAGACAACCAACAUUCAAUCACCACCACGGGAGACUCAGAACCUCGGAUGGCGAAAAGUCUCGCACCGUACCAUGUAUAUUCGACUAUACUCUUUAUAGGUCCUAAAUUCGAAAAGCUUACAGAAUACCUUAAAUUCAAAUCGAAUAAUACUAGACAAUAUCAGUUGAAAUCCCCACAGGAACUUAUAUGGUCUUAUAGCGAGACUGAUCAGAAGUUUAUGGCAGGUGUGAUUAGGAUUGCAUCAGUAGAGAUCGAACAGACUAGAACAUGGUUGAGAGAGGUAUUGGAGUUUGCGGGCAUCAAGGAUUUGGUGGGUGAAGGAAUAUGGCCUAGAUGCCUGUAA
Molecule: messenger RNA, 1029 nt
Organism: Kwoniella botswanensis
Lineage: Eukaryota; Fungi; Basidiomycota; Tremellomycetes; Tremellales; Cryptococcaceae
Exons: 1
Coding region: 1-1029 (342 amino acids)
Molecular function (GO): nickel cation binding
Source: RefSeq, a predicted model, not a curated record